Cucurbita maxima (winter squash) is the source of this 2393-nucleotide messenger RNA. RefSeq lists its product as uncharacterized. Gene Ontology annotation, biological process: regulation of asymmetric cell division. The transcript has 5 exons. The record is from RefSeq and is a predicted model, not a curated record. Lineage: Eukaryota; Viridiplantae; Streptophyta; Magnoliopsida; Cucurbitales; Cucurbitaceae. Bases 787 to 2052 code for a protein of 421 amino acids.
UUUUGUUUGCUUUUGAAAAGUUCUUCCGACUUUUUUACCACUCGUCUUUUUCUCUUUUUGUUUUCGAGUAUUGGUAACAGGAUUUGGAUCCCAGCACGUAUAGCCCAGAGAGUUUUUAAAUUUAUAUCUUGAAUGAACUUAUCAUGUAAUAAUGACUUUUAUAUGCACUUUACUGUGAUAAUUUAGUCUGAGUGUUCUUGAUUCUGUUGAUUUAAUUGAGCGUUCUGUGUUGAGAUUAAUUAAUUUUUAUACAAAACUCACUGCUUUCUAUUAUUAAUUAGCCGAUUCUAUAUGGUUCUUUAAUAAGUGAUUCUGGAGGGGCCAGACCUCGGCACCUGGUCAAUCACCGAGGAGCUGACAUGAUAUUCAUUGUAUGCAUAACUGUUAGAAUAGUUGGGCCUUUUUUUUUUCUUUUGGUUUUUGGCUUUUUCCAGUUUGAACUCAACCUUUUUCUCUUUAUUAUCAUUAAAAUAGAUUCUCCUGUUUUGCUUUAGAACAAUUGAGAUAUUACACUAUCUGAAGAUAAUAUAUAGGAAUUUUCAAUGGGUUACAGUCACAGCUGAUGAUCCAUUUCUUGGAAUGACUUUUGUUCUUCACUCUGUUUUAGCAUCAAAGUGGCUAUGAUGUUGUUCUGUGCAAAGUUUAUGUUUGCUUAGGGAUAGCUCUUAGCUGCUGACUGUCGUGUGCUCAUGCUAUCUUUCACGAAGUUUAAUUCUUUUGAAGGUCCUUUGCCUCCAUGAUUUUUGUAAACUGAGAAACUGGAAAGUGGUCUUCAUUUACCAUUCAAUGACAAGCCCAAAUUGUGUUCCAGAAUCUCUCGAAUGCAAUUACAGUAAGUUGCAACAUCGGGUCAUGAGUAACUAUCCAAUUGGUCUCUCUUGUCAAGAGAAGAUAAACCAGGAGGAUUCAUCUCAAUCUUCAUGUUUCUCUAGUGAUGGGAAUAGUUGCAUGACUACAAAGAUUAAUGGCUCGUCUGUGGGUUGUUCUGUGGAUAAUGCUGAUGGCAUUAGUGCAUUUGCUGCACCAUCCAAUAUGAAACCCUUAUUCUCAUAUGUGGACAAAAGUGUCAUGGAAUGUCAAAUGUCAAAAACGAUAGUUUAUGACAAAGAAAUUAAUGUCAAUGAAGUGAAGGAUAUCUGCAUUGAUGAAGGGGUGACUUCUUUGGACAAUUACUUCUUUAGGAGUAAGGACGAGAAGUCGAUCUGCAAAAUCGUGCCUCUGGAGAAAGAUCAAACCAAAGGAUCUGUAAAAGAACAAGAGAAUUCUUCUGAGAUGUCCAAAUCCAUAGCAGAUUAUCAAAAGGUUUCUUUAGAAGAUCACUUUGCCAUGGACUGGGCUACUCAUAAUGAUGCGAAGGAAACAAAAUCCAAUCCGAGUGAGCCGAAAGUUUCGAUGCAAAAGCUAGUUAAGAAAGGUUACUCUUCCGAAUCUUUCGACAACAAAGGUGUCCAGAUAUCUGGUGAAAAAGAAAAGUCGGAUGAUCCCGAUUCGGCUUCCAAGUCUGUUGAAUCUUGCAAUAGCAAUUCUGCUCUGGGUUCUACAGCAGAACCACCAAAAGAUGUCAACCGAACACAUCAGUCAGCUUAUAACAAUGAAUCUGAGAAUGGAAGUAUUGCAUUUAAUUUCAAUCCGAUCUCUCCCGUGGCCAAUGGUGCAGAAGAACAUCAUGGAAAUACCAACUUAAACAAUCCUGCACCCAUAACCAGCAGUGCAGGGACACAGGAGUGGCGUGGAAGCGAUUCGGGAACACAAGUUUCAACCAAUCUGGAAUGUAGAACAUCAGAUAGUCGACUAGUUUCAAGUCAGUCCACAUAUGACAUUGGCGAGUCUAGUUUCUCUGCUGCAGAUCCAUUAGCUAGUCUUAUUACUUACUCGGGGCCUGGAAGCGUCUCUCUUCGAUCGGAAAGUAGCACAACAAGCACACGUUCUUUUGCCUUUCCCAUAUUGCAGUCUGAAUGGAAUAGCAGCCCGGUUAAAAUGGUAAAAGCUGAACGGAGGCAUUACCGUAAGUAUAGAGGUUGGAGGGAGGGCCUUCUAUGUUGCAGAUUUUGAUUGGUUUGUUGCUAUCUCUCGAGUAAGAUUCUGUUUGUGCAUCAUCCAAAUUUAUUUUUACACACAUGUAAGUAGAUGUAUUAUUUACUGGAGGCUGUGCACUUCAUUCAUAGUUAUUCUUUACAGUUUGGCCUAUUAUGUGAAAUUUAAGGUAUUAGUAUACCUUAUCUCUCUCUCUCUUUUUCUCCCUGAAAAAUUCACCAGUCGGCCAUGUUUCUCCUAUGCUUGUAAACCAUGGUUCCUUCUUGUUACCAAUCACUCAUUUGUAGGGCUCUUUGAUUUAUACAAGGAUGGUAUGACAUGGUUGGCCAUGAAAAUGGAUAGAAGUUUUCUUGUUCUUC